Messenger RNA from Pelagomonas calceolata, 1714 nucleotides. The record is from the annotation of a GenBank genome assembly. NCBI's taxonomy places the organism in Eukaryota, Pelagophyceae, Pelagomonadales, Pelagomonadaceae.
GUGGCGCGCGGUGCGCAGCCAACCAUCUCUCAAGCAUCGGCCAAACGCCGCGAGUAGCUUUGCGCGUGGCCAGCCGAGCUCAUCAUGGACGACACGGAGGAGGCGCAGGCCUGGAUCGAGGCGGUGACGCACGACCCGUUCGACGACUCGCUCAGUUUCCUCGCGAACCUGAAGACCGGGGCGCGCCGCGGCGUCCCCGCAAUUUCGCGCGCCCCGCGCCGACGCCGCCCGCCCGCAGGUGCGGCUGUGCAAGCUGAUCAACGCGAUCAAGCCCGGUAGCGUCAAGAAGGUUUCCGAGUCGACCAUGGCCUUUCGGCAGAUCGACAACAUCAACAUGUUCCUCAAGGGCUGCCAGGCCAUGGGCAUGCCGGCGUCGGACUGCUUCGGCGCCAAGAAACUCUUCGACGAGGGAGAUUGUCGAAAGGAGGUGCUCAACACGCUGGAGUCCCUUGGCGGCCUGUGCCAGGCCCAGGGCGUGGCCGUUCCGGUCUUCGGCAAGAACAAGUACGCGACGAAAAACACGCGCGUGUGGACGGACGAGCAGAAGCUCCGGCAGGCGCGGGCGGAUCGAGGCUCGAUGCUCAUGCAGGGGUCGUCUGGGACGAUGGAACGCGUCGGCGAGUCCUCCAGCGGCAUCACCUUCGGCAACUCGGCCGCGGGGGCCGGCGUGGGCGGCAUGACGCUGCUCUCCGCGGGCUCCGCGGAUACCAUGGAGCGCGUCCAGGGCAGCCGGGGCGGCAUCACCUUCGGCAACUCGGCCGCCGGGGCGGGCGUCGGCGGCAUGACGCUGCUCUCCGCGGGCUCCGCGGAUACCAUGGAGCGCGUCGCCGGCUCGCAGCGCGGCAUCACGUUCGGCAACGCGGCCGCCGGCGCCGGCGUCGGCGGCGACGGCACGCUCCUGAACGUCGGGAGCGCGGGCACCAUGGAGCGCGUUCAGGGCCGCAAAGCCGGCAUCACAUUCGGCAACGAGGCGGCCGGCGCCGGCUCCGGCGGCGGCGGCACGCUGGUCAACGCGGGCUCCGCCGCGACCAUGGAGCGCGUUCAGGGUCGCAAGGCCGGCAUCAUGUUCGGCAACGAGGCGGCCGGCGCCGGCGUCGGCGGCGGCACCACGCUGGUCAACGCGGGCUCCGCCGCGACCAUGGAGCGCUCCAACGUGGGCAAGGCCGGCAUCACGUUCGGCAACGAGGCGGCUGGUGCCGGCUCCGGCGGCGGCACCACGUUGGUCAACGCGGGCUCCGCCGCGACCAUGGAGCGCUCCAACGUGGGCAAGGCCGGCAUCACGUUCGGCAACGAGGCGGCCGGUACCGGAACCGGCAGCGACGGCACGCUCCUCAACGCGGGCUCCGCCGCGACCAUGGAGCGCGUCACCAAGCUCGCGGCCGGCAUCACGUUCGGCAACGAGGCGGCCGGCGCCGGCUCCGGCGGCGACGGCACGCUCCUGAACGCCGGGAGCGCGGGCACCAUGGAGCGCGUCCAGAGCAAGGACGGCGGUAUCACUUUUGGCAACCAAGCCACCGGGCUGCCACCACCGCCGCCACCCUAGCUUGUGACCUCCCGGUCGCGAGACUGCCAUAUAUGGGCCUCCAUAGGUCGUUCAAUAUUCUCUCGACUCGGGGACUCUGUGUAUAUCGCGUACUCCCGCUAGGGCUUCGAGUCUUCUAGAAGGCGGCCCCCGGCGGGCGGCCGGGCGGACAGGUGCAACUUAGACUUUUUU